AUGGUGAAAAUGAAGAAAGAAAUCAUUUUCCUUCUUAUCAUUGCUUUUUCAUCUUGUACGAAGGCAACAACUUCGGGAAGUACAACAACAACAACAGCCUUUUUCGCGUUAACCUCUAUAAUAACAACAACAGCAACUUCUUCAACUUCUUUUACAUCGACUGCAUUUUCCACAUCAACUCCAACUACAAUAACAACAUCUUCAACAGUUUCUACAACAACAACAACGACCCUUUCCACAUCAACACCAACUACAACAAGAACAUCUUCAACAGUUUCUACAACAACAACGACCCUUUCCACAUCAACACCAACUACAAUAACAACAUCUUCAACAGUUUCUACAACAACAACAACCCUUUCCACAUCAACUCCAACUACGACAAGAACAUCUUCAACAGUUACUACAACAACCUUUUCUACAUCAACAACAACUACAAUUAGGACAUCCUCCUCUUCAGCAAUUUCUUCUACAACAAUAGCGUUUUUCACACCAACUCCAAUAAUUGCAGUAAGACCAACUUCUCCUUCGACAAUUUCUUCUAGAAUAGCAACCUUUUCCACAUCAACACCAACUACAACAAGAACAUCUUCAACAGUUUCUACAACAACAACAACCCUUUCCACAUCAACUCCAACUACGACAAGAACAUCUUCAACAGUUUCUACAACAACAACAACCCUUUCCACAUCAACUCCAACUACGACAAGAACAUCUUCAACAGUUUCUACAACAACAACGACCCUUUCCACAUCAACACCAACUACAACAAGAACAUCUUCAACAGUUUCUACAACAACAACGACCCUUUCCACAUCAACUCCAACUACAACAAGAACAUCUUCAACAGUUUCUACAACAACAACGACCCUUUCCACAUCAACACCAACUACAACAAGAACAUCUUCAACAGUUUCUACAACAACAACGACCCUUUCCACAUCAACUCCAACUACAACAAGAACAUCUUCAACAGUUUCUACAACAACAACGACCCUUUCCACAUCAACUCCAACUACAACAAGAACAUCUUCAACAGUUUCUACAACAACCCUUUCCACAUCAACUCCAACUACAACAAGAACAUCUUCAACAGUUUCUACAACAACCCUUUCCACAUCAACUCCAACUACAACAAGAACAUCUUCAACAGUUUCUACAACAACAACGACCCUUUCCACAUCAACACCAACUACAAUAACAACAUCUUCAACAGUUUCUACAACAACAACGACCCUUUCCACAUCAACUCCAACUACAACAAGAACAUCUUCAACAGUUUCUACAACAACAACCCUUUCCACAUCAACUCCAACUACAACAAGAACAUCUUCAACAGUUUCUACAACAACCCUUUCCACAUCAACUCCAACUACAACAAGAACAUCUUCAACAGUUUCUACAACAACAACGACCCUUUCCACAUCAACACCAACUACAAUAACAACAUCUUCAACAGUUUCUACAACAACCCUUUCCACAUCAACUCCAACUACAACAAGAACAUCUUCAACAGUUUCUACAACAACAACGACCCUUUCCACAUCAACUCCAACUACAAUAACAACAUCUUCAACAGUUUCUACAACAACAACCCUUUCUACAUCAACUCCAACUACGACAAGAACAUCUUCAACAGUUUCUACAACAACCCUUUCCACAUCAACUCCAACUACAACAAGAACAUCUUCAACAGUUUCUACAACAACAACGACCCUUUCCACAUCAACUCCAACUACAAUAACAACAUCUUCAACAGUUUCUACAACAACAACCCUUUCUACAUCAACUCCAACUACAACAAGAACAUCUUCAACAGUUUCUACAACAACCCUUUCCACAUCAACUCCAACUACAACAAGAACAUCUUCAACAGUUUCUACAACAACAACGACCCUUUCCACAUCAACUCCAACUACAAUAACAACAUCUUCAACAGUUUCUACAACAACAACCCUUUCCACAUCAACUCCAACUACAACAAGAACAUCUUCAACAGUUUCUACAACAACAACGACCCUUUCCACAUCAACACCAACUACAAUAACAACAUCUUCAACAGUUUCUACAACAACCCUUUCCACAUCAACUCCAACUACAACAAGAACAUCUUCAACAGUUUCUACAACAACAACGACCCUUUCCACAUCAACUCCAACUACAACAAGAACAUCUUCAACAGUUUCUACAACAACCCUUUCCACAUCAACUCCAACUACAAUAACAACAUCUUCAACAGUUUCUACAACAACCCUUUCCACAUCAACUCCAACUACAACAAGAACAUCUUCAACAGUUUCUACAACAACCCUUUCCACAUCAACUCCAACUACGACAAGAACAUCUUCAACAGUUUCUACAACAACAACCCUUUCCACAUCAACACCAACUACAACAAGAACAUCUUCAACAGUUUCUACAACAACAACGACCCUUUCCACAUCAACUCCAACUACAAUAACAACAUCUUCAACAGUUUCUACAACAACAACCCUUUCCACAUCAACUCCAACUACGACAAGAACAUCUUCAACAGUUUCUACAACAACAACGACCCUUUCCACAUCAACUCCAACUACAAUAACAACAUCUUCAACAGUUUCUACAACAACAACCCUUUCCACAUCAACUCCAACUACAACAAGAACAUCUUCAACAGUUUCUACAACAACAACAACCCUUUCCACAUCAACUCCAACUACAAUAACAACAUCUUCAACAGUUUCUACAACAACAACCCUUUCCACAUCAACUCCAACUACAACAAGAACAUCUUCAACAGUUUCUACAACAACAACAACCCUUUCCACAUCAACUCCAACUACGACAAGAACAUCUUCAACAGUUUCUACAACAACAACGACCCUUUCCACAUCAACUCCAACUACAACAAGAACAUCUUCAACAGUUUCUACAACAACCCUUUCCACAUCAACUCCAACUACAAUAACAACAUCUUCAACAGUUUCUACAACAACCCUUUCCACAUCAACUCCAACUACAACAAGAACAUCUUCAACAGUUUCUACAACAACCCUUUCCACAUCAACUCCAACUACAACAAGAACAUCUUCAACAGUUUCUACAACAACCCUUUCCACAUCAACUCCAACUACAACAAGAACAUCUUCAACAGUUUCUACAACAACCCUUUCCACAUCAACUCCAACUACAACAAGACCAACUUCUCCUUCGACAAUUUCUUCUAGAAUAGCAACCUUUUCCACAUCAACUCCAACUACAAUAACAACAUCUUCAACAGUUUCUACAACAACAACUACACUUAAAACAUCCACUUCAAUUUCUUCUACAACAACAGCUUUUUCUACAUCAAUUCCAAUAUCAAAAUUCACUGCUUUAACAACUUCUACAGCAACAAAAAUUCUGACAACUAAGAAGCCAAAACCGCAACACAAGAAAAAAACUGCUCCUCAACUACUUCUUAUACAGCAGCAACUUCUGAUCCGGAAAUUACAAGAGGAAUAUCCUUAUAUCUAUAAACUUUUGCAACAACAAAAUCCUUUGCUUCAGCAACUUCUACAACUACAACAGCUUCUUCAGAAACUACAACAUAAGCAGCCGCACCUUCAGCAUCUUCUCCAACAACAACAACAACUUCUUCAGCAACUUAUACAACACCAACAUAAGCAUAACUGUAAACAUCAAAUACAAAGUCUUCUUCAACAACAGCAUAGUAUCCUUCAACAACUUCAGCAUCAUCAACCAUUU
This is a messenger RNA of Brugia malayi, 3729 nucleotides long. RefSeq lists its product as uncharacterized. The record is from RefSeq and is a predicted model, not a curated record. The transcript has 2 exons. NCBI's taxonomy places the organism in Eukaryota, Metazoa, Nematoda, Chromadorea, Rhabditida, Onchocercidae. The annotation marks the transcript as partial.